AUGUAUGGGGGGACGGCUUCGCCUGGAAUUGCAUUGCCGACUUACUUGCUCCCUGAUCCCGCCUCUCCUUUCACUACUACUUUCCAUGACGAAGAAGAGGAGACUAUACUAGGGCACCACCAUUCAUCUCAUCCAUCGACUACUACUGCCAAGGCUCAAGGAGGGGAAUUCGAUGGGUUUGGGAGUGAUGUUGAACACCAGGCACAGCAGGCAUCAAGCUCUGCAGAGUCUGCACGGAAACGGUGGGAUCUGUUUUCCGUGCGAGUUCAUUUGGGCGUUUUCCACGCGAAGAAAAAUCUAAAGCAGGGCGGUUCUUCUGUGUCAUCGUCAUCAACUUCUACUGCAUCUCCGACGAUACCUAGCUCGAAUCCGGCAGGGCUGCGGUCGCCCAAGUUGGCGCCUAGUUUUCAUGUCUCCUCCAUCCAAGUUACUUCAUUUCUAGAAGGGAGAUCUCGCAAAGAUGCCUAUCAUACUCUGCGAGCUGACUUCAAGGAUGUUGACUACUAA
This is a messenger RNA of Cantharellus anzutake, 507 nucleotides long. RefSeq lists its product as uncharacterized. The record is from RefSeq and is a predicted model, not a curated record. The coding region runs from base 1 to 507 and encodes 168 amino acids. NCBI's taxonomy places the organism in Eukaryota, Fungi, Basidiomycota, Agaricomycetes, Cantharellales, Hydnaceae. The transcript is spliced from 3 exons.